AUGGAAAAGCUGCAGGACAUCAUCUACCGGUUUCCAUGUCAGCAAGACCCUCUUUCUGAGCUGAAUAUCAUCUCCACUGUGGAGGAAGGAAGAGCCUUGCACGGCCAGGAGUGGGGUGAAACUAGCGGCAAAACCCAGUCACACCUUUGGGGUCAUGAACGAAUUCAUACUGGAGAGAAGCCUUAUAAAUGUAAUGAAUGUGGCAAAGCCUUUAAGCAGUGUGGUAAGGAUUUUGCCACACAUUCAUACCUUUGUAUUCAUAAAAGAACUCAUAUUAGAGAGAAACCAUUUAGAUGUAAUGUAUGUGAUAAGAAAUUUACGAUACCUUCACAGCUUCGGGAUCAUGAGCGAAUUCAUACUGGAGAGAAGGCUUACAAAUGUAAUGAGUGUCACAAAGCCUUUUCUAGUGGUUCAGAUGUUAUUCAUGAGAGAAUUCAUACUGGAGAGAAGCCUUACAAAUGUAAUGAGUGUGGCAAGGCCUUCAAUCUUACUCAACUUAAGAAAGUUCAUGAUGGAGAGAAACCCUAUAAAUGUAACAUAUAUGCCAAGGCCUUUAGUCAGAAUUCAAGCCUUACGGUUGACCAAAGAAUUCAUACUGGGAAGAAACAGUACAAAUGUCAUGAAUGUGGCAAAGCCUUUAAGCACUACUCAAGCAUCACUCUACCUCAAACUAUUGAAAACACCGACGUAAAUAGGCAAGACGCCAUCCUGUACCACAGGACGGGCCAGAAAUGGACAGGGUUGGAAAUUCCAAACAAAGACACGUCCCGGCCCUGGGGCCCAGAGGUGAUCGGGCCACACUCGGGCAGGUCCUUGAGUCCUGGCCUCGUCCCCAGGAUCCAGCUCACAGCUGUACGGGCUGGCUGA
This is a messenger RNA of Neofelis nebulosa (Clouded leopard), 867 nucleotides long. Its product is annotated as zinc finger protein 626-like. Bases 1 to 867 code for a protein of 288 amino acids. Gene Ontology annotation, molecular function: RNA polymerase II cis-regulatory region sequence-specific DNA binding; DNA-binding transcription factor activity. The transcript is spliced from 4 exons. NCBI's taxonomy places the organism in Eukaryota, Metazoa, Chordata, Mammalia, Carnivora, Felidae. Gene Ontology annotation, biological process: regulation of transcription by RNA polymerase II. The record is from RefSeq and is a predicted model, not a curated record.